Molecule: messenger RNA, 4599 nt
Organism: Urocitellus parryii (Arctic ground squirrel)
Lineage: Eukaryota; Metazoa; Chordata; Mammalia; Rodentia; Sciuridae
Source: RefSeq, a predicted model, not a curated record
GCCUCGCGGCGGCGGCGGGAAGAUGGCGGCGGCGGGAUCCCUGGAACGGAGCUUCGUGGAGCUAAGCGGGACCGAGCGCGAAAGGCCAAGGCGCUUUCGAGAAUUCACAGUCUGCGGCGUUGGGACUACAAAUCCCGUGGCUGGAACGGUUAAAUACAGUGAGAGUGCAGGGGGCUUUUUCUAUGUGGAAAGCGGCAAGUUGUUGUCCGUCACCAGAAACAGAUUCAUUCAUUGGAAGAUCUCCGCAGAUAUAUUGGAGCUGGUGGAGGAGUCACUGGACCUAAAUCUGUUGAAUAAUGCAGUUCGCCUAAAAUUCCAGAAUUGUAACAUCUUACCUGGAGGGGUUUAUGUCUCAGAGACCCAGAAUCAUGUGAUAAUCUUAAUAUUAACCAAUCAAACAGUGCACAGAUUACUUUUACCACACCCUUCCCGGAUGUAUAGGAAUGAGUUGGUAAUCGAAAGUCAGAUGCAGUCAAUAUUCACUGACAUUGGAAAAGUUGAUUUCAGGGAUCCUUGCAACUAUCAGUUAAUUCCAACAGUACCUGGACUAUGCCCUAAUUCUACCACCUCAGCAGCCUGGCUUAGCAGUGAUGGGGAGGCGCUGUUUGCUCUCCCAUCUGCUUCUGGGGGCAUCUUUGUUCUUAAACUACCUCCUCAUGACAUUUCUGGUAUAGUGUCCAUUGUGGAACUGAAACAGAGUUCAGUGAUGCAGCGAUUGCUCACAGGGUGGAUGCCAACAGCUAUCAGGGGUGAUCAGGGGCCUUCAGACCGUGCACUCAGUCUUGCUGUUCAUUGUGUGGAGCACGAUGCCUUCAUCUUUGCCCUGUGUCAGGACCACAAACUACGAAUGUGGUCUUAUAAGGACCAAAUGUGUCUGAUGAUAGCUGACAUGCUGGAGUAUGUCCCUGUGAACAAAGACCUUCGGCUCACUGCUGGAACUGGGCACAAAUUGCGACUUGCUUAUUCCCCUUCCAUGGGACUCUACCUAGGAAUAUACAUGCAUGCUCCAAAACGAGGACAGUUCUGCAUUUUCCAGUUGGUGAGCACUGAGAAUAACCGCUAUAGUCUAGAUCACAUUUCCUCAUUAUUCACUUCUCAGGAGACACUGAUUGACUUUGCCUUAACCUCCACGGAUAUCUGGGCCCUGUGGCAUGAUGUAGAGAACCAAACAAUUGUGAAAUACAUCAACUUUGAACAUAAUGUUGCAGGUCAGUGGAAUCCAGUUUUUAUGCAGCCUUUGCCAGAGGAAGAAAUUGUCAUCAGAGAUGAUCAAGACCCCAGGGAAAUGUAUUUGCGGAGUCUUUUUACACCAGGACGAUUCAUAAAUGCAGCUUUAUGUAAAGCUUUACAGAUUUUCUGCAGAGGAACUGAGAGGAAUUUGGAUCUUUCGUGGAGUGAACUAAAAAAAGAAGUUACAUUAGCUGUCGAAAGUGAGCUCCAAGGAAGUGUAACAGAGUAUGAAUUCUCCCGGGAGGCAUUUAGAAAUUUACAACAGGAAUUCUGGUGCAAAUUCUACGCCUGCUGUCUUCAGUACCAAGAAGCUCUCUCCCAGCCUCUUGCCCUACAUUUGAAUCCUCACACAAAUAUGGUGUGCCUACUGAAAAAAGGGUACCUAUCUUUUCUUGUGCCCUCCUCCUUAGUGGAUCAUCUGUAUCUCCUGUCUGAUGAGAACCUUGUGACAGAGGAUGAGACAACCAUUUCUGAUGAUGUGGAUGUCGCUCGGGAUGUCAUAUGUCUUAUAAAAUGCCUCCGGUUGAUUGGAGAGUCUGUAACUAUGGAUAUGUCAGUUAUGAUGGAAAUGAGUUGUUACAACCUACAGUCUCCAGAAAAGGCUGCAGAACAGAUUUUGGAAGAUUUGAUCACUAAUGACGUAGAAAAUGUGAUGGAAGAUAUCUGUAGUAAACUGCAAGAGAUUAGGAACCCUGUCCAUGCCAUUGGACUUCUUAUACGGGAAAUGGAUUAUGAAACAGAAGUGGAAAUGGAAAAAGGAUUCAAUUCAGCUCAGCCUUUGAAUGUUCGAAUGAACCUUUCCCAGCUCUAUGGUAGUAGCUCAGCGGGGUGUAUUGUGUGCAGAGGCGUGUAUAGAAUUGCUAGUACUCGAUUCCUGAUCUGCCGAGACCUCUUGAUCUUACAGCAACUACUGAUGAGGCUAGGAGAUGCAGUGAUUUUGGGAGCUGGCCAGCUCUUUCAAGCUCAGCAAGACCUGCUUCAUCGGACGGCUCCCCUGCUCUUAUCCUAUUACCUCAUUAAGUGGGGAAGUCAGUGCUUGGCAACUGAUGUUCCAGUGGACACACUGGAGUCUAAUCUCCAACACUUGUCAGUACUGGAACUAACUGACUCUGGUACUUUAAUGACAAACAAGUUUGAAGGCAUGAGAAGCUGUGGCCUAAGACCUGGAAAAGCAUAUAUGGUUAAAUUUCACCAAAAAAGUAAAAAACCUCCUUAUCCAGUGACUAGAUGGCCUAGCAAUCCUGGUUGUCUCUUUCUAGAAUGUUUGAUGGGAAAUUGUCAGUAUGUACAAUUGCAGGAUUAUAUUCAACUGCUACAUCCCUGGUGUCAAGUCAAUGUUGGUUCCUGUCGAUUUAUGCUGGGACGUUGUUACCUAGUUACAGGCGAAGGACAAAAGGCUUUGGAAUGUUUCUGUCAGGCAGCAUCAGAAGUGGGCAAAGAAGAAUUCUUAGAUCGCUUGAUCCGCUCAGAGGAUGGGGACAUUGUAUCCUCCCCCAGGCUGCAGUAUUAUGAUAAGGUUUUACGUCUUCUAGAUGUUGUUGGAUUGCCUGAGCUGGUUAUUCAGUUGGCUACAUCAGCAAUAACUGAAGCAGGUGAUGACUGGAAAAGUCAGGCUACUUUACGGACAUGCAUUUUCAAACAUCAUUUGGAUUUGGGUCACAACAGCCAAGCAUAUGAAGCCUUAACCCAAAUUCCUGACUCCAGCAGGCAGUUAGAUUGUUUACGGCAACUAGUGGUAGUUCUCUGUGAACGCUCACAGCUACAGGAUCUUGUAGAGUUUCCUUAUGUGAAUCUGCAUAAUGAGGUUGUGGCAAUAAUUGAAUCUCGUGCUAGAGCUGUGGACCUUAUGACUCACAAUUACUAUGAACUUCUCUAUGCCUUUCACAUCUAUCGCCACAAUUACCGCAAAGCUGGCACAGUGAUGUUUGAAUAUGGAAUGCGUCUUGGCAGAGAGGUUCGAACUCUCCGGGGACUUGAGAAGCAAGGCAACUGUUAUCUGGCUGCUAUCAAUUGUUUACGACUUAUUCGYCCAGAAUAUGCAUGGAUUGUGCAGCCAGCAUCUGGUGCAGUGUAUGAUCGCCCUGGAGCAUCCCCUAAAAGGAAUCAUGAUGGAGAGUGCACAGCUGCCCCAACCAAUCGGCAAAUUGAAAUCUUAGAACUGGAAGAUCUGGAGAAAGAGUGCUCCUUGGCUCGCAUUCGUCUCACUCUGGCUCAGCAUGAUCCKUCAGCAGUUGCAGUUGCAGGAAGUUCCUCAGCAGAGGAGAUGGUUGCUCUCUUGGUUCAGGCUGGCCUCUUUGACACCGCCAUAUCACUCUGUCAGACUUUUAAGCUUCCCUUAACACCAGUCUUUGAGGGGCUUGCUUUCAAAUGCAUCAAGUUACAGUUUGGAGGAGAGGCAGCACAAGCAGAAGCCUGGGCCUGGCUGGCAGCCAAUCAGCUGUCCUCCGUCAUCACUACUAAAGAAUCAAGUGCUACAGAUGAAGCAUGGCGACUAUUGUCUACUUAUCUAGACAGGUACAAAGUGCAGAAUAAYUUAUAUCACCACUGUGUAAUCAAUAAGCUCUUGUCCCAUGGAGUGCCUCUGCCCAAUUGGCUUAUAAACAGUUACAAGAAAGUUGAUGCUGCUGAGUUGCUUCGUCUAUACUUGAACUAUGACCUUUUGGAAGAAGCUGUGGAUUUGGUCUCUGAGUAUGUGGAUGCUGUAYUGGGAAAAGGACAUCAGUACUUUGGAAUUGAGCUAUCCCAGAAAAUACUUGACAAAUUAGAGGACUACCAGCAAAAAGUUGAUAAGGCAACACGUGAUUUAUUAUACCGCCGGAACUUGUGAUGAGGAUUGUUACUAGCCUUUGAAACCACUUGGUGCCUCUUAGGGCUUAAGACUACUCUACCAGGAACCCUGUACUCAAGGCUGAUUUUUGUAAAUGAUGUGUACAACACUCAAGUCUGCAUCCUGCACAGAACAGGAGAGCAGAAGAGUCAGAGGACCUGUGCUUGCUGGUGGUGCUAACACAAUUUCUGCUUUUCAACCUUGGUCUCUCAAACAGCUACUUUUGUAUAUGAUUCACAGCUUUUUUAGAGUUUAUAUAUUUUUUUAUAAACUAUUGAAGACAUUCUUUAUCUGCAAAUUAAGACCUACUCUCACGUUCCAAAAUAGCUGAUGGUUGUUGGUUUGUUAUAGCUGACCACCAAAAGCAGUCAUUGCAAAUAUUUUAAUUCUUCCCUAUCACUUUUUGUAUUUCAAUGGAAUUAUUUUGGUCCAGAACUGACAUGUAUUUUCUGUAUUGCAAAUGGAGGCUAAUGACUUUAUGUACUCUUUUCAUUAUUUAUUGUGGAGUUUUUGUAUGAUCUUCAAUAAAGUAUUAAAUAAUU